Molecule: messenger RNA, 915 nt
Organism: Closterium sp. Naga37s-1
Lineage: Eukaryota; Viridiplantae; Streptophyta; Zygnematophyceae; Desmidiales; Closteriaceae
Source: the annotation of a GenBank genome assembly
AUGGCAGCAGCCAUCACGGCAGGAACAACGGGGGGGAUCACGGCGGACGGAGCGACGGGGGAGGGAGGGGCAGGAUGGGAGGUGGGAGAGGGUGGGACAGGCGGAAUGAGGGAGGCAGGGAGUGGGAGGGCAGGAAGGAAGGAGAUAGGGAGGGUGGGGGAAGGAGGAGGGAGUGGGAGAGUAGAGGUGGGGGUGACAGCGAGGUACAGAGGGGGAGGGGAGAGGGGAGGGGAUGGGAGAGUAGGAGCGGCGGUGGGAGGGAGUGGGAAAAGAGGGGAAUGGCGAGGGAGUGGGGGAACGGGAGAGAGGAGAACAGAAGCGGGGGGGGCGGAGAGUGGGGGAACAGAAGCGGGGGUGGCGGGGAGUGGGGGAACAGAAGCGGGGGUGGCGGAGGGCGGGGGGAGAGGGGCGGCGUUAGAUCAUGGGAGCAGCGCGGGUCGAGGAGCAGCCGAGAGCAUGAGAUGGAGAAGCGGGAGCGGAUGGGGCAGGGGGGGCGAGGAGUGGGGGAUGGCGCAAGUAGCGGGAGCGGUGGCAGGGGGAGCUGGGGGGACAGGGGGAGCAGGGAGGACAGGGGGAGCAGGGAGGACAGGGGUGAACGGGGGGGAAGAGGGGGAAGGGGAGGAAGGGGGAGCAGGGAGGGGAGGAGCAGCUGGGAGGGCAGGGGGAGCAGUGGGGGGAGGAGCAGCUGGGAGGGCAGGGGGAGCAGUGGGGGGAGGAGCAGCUGGGGGGAACGGGGGAGCAGGGGGGGAAGGGGGGCCAGAGGGAGCGGUGGGGGGAGGGGGCGCGGAGGGGGCAUGGGGGGCAGAGGGGACAUGGAGAACGGGGAGAGUAUGGGGGAGAUUGGCAGGGGGAGUGGCAGCAUGGCAGGCGCGCGGAGGAAUAGGUGGGGGGAGGGAGAAACCGGGGCAAUACUAG